Molecule: messenger RNA, 1976 nt
Organism: Pangasianodon hypophthalmus (striped catfish)
Lineage: Eukaryota; Metazoa; Chordata; Actinopteri; Siluriformes; Pangasiidae
Product: protein phosphatase 1 regulatory subunit 12A
Exons: 9
Coding region: 129-812 (227 amino acids)
Cellular component (GO): cytoplasm
Molecular function (GO): enzyme inhibitor activity; protein kinase binding; phosphatase regulator activity
Source: RefSeq, a predicted model, not a curated record
AGAUGUGUGUGUGUGUGUGUGUGUGUGAGAGAGAGAGAGAGAGAGAGAGAGAGAGAGAGCAAUAAACAGAAGAAAAUAAUGGGAGUGAAGAUAAUACCCAUUGCACAGUGACGAGGAAGGAGCACUAAAUGCUGGACAGUUCAGGCAAAGGCAAGACAGAGGCAACAAUUCCAGUAGAGAUGUCGUCCUACUUGCGCAACAAGGACCUGUCAUCUCGCACCAGGAAACCUGUUUUGGAGUCGCCACCCUCCUCCCCAUCCUCUGGCAACAAAAGCUUCAGACGACAUAGACUAACAGUGGGAAUUCCACUCCAUUUGAGUGGAGGAGCAGCAGCAGUUCAUGGCUGGAGCCCAACUGGAACGCUGCUCUGCAUUAAUAAGCAUGACAGAUUAUCUAGGGGUGAUGCCAGUGAAGUGGAAAGCGCUUCGGAAACGCAAGGUCAUACCAGCUACUACACACGUAGAGAACUGGAUUCUCUAAACAAGACAACUGACUCUCCCAGCAAGGACUUCAAGAAGCUGUAUGAGGAGGCACUGGCAGAAAAUGAGAAGCUCAAGGCUUGUCUGGAAGAUAGCAAGCAGGAUCUAGCUAAAUUCCGUUUGCAACUGGACAAAGUCACAAAGAAGCAAGACAGAAUACCUGAGAGGUCCAGUGUAUUUGAUUCAGAAAAAAUGGAAAAGCAGGUAUUGGAGAAGAGGGUGUCUGAGAUGGAAGAAGAGCUUAAGGUUUUGACAGAGCUGAAGUCAGAUAACCAGCGCCUAAAGGAUGAAAAUGGGGCUUUAAUCAGAGUGAUCAGCAAACUUUCCAAGUGAGGCUAUGUGCACAAUCACACAGAGUGUCAAGAGAUUCACUGACUUGAAAGCCUUCACUUGCCAAGUUCUUGAAAGCCUUCACUUGAAAGCCUUCACUUGCCACUGAUCUUGCUACUGAGAGAGAGCAUAAAUCAUGUCAUGUGACAUGACAAAUGAUUUAUGCUCUCUCUCAUUUCACCGACUCCGAGAGAGCAUAAAAUGAUUUAUGCUCUCCGACUGUCUCUAAACAUGCCUUUUGUUACAAAGAUAAUGUCAAAUGUGAUUCUUCAAAUGAACUGCCUUACCACUUGUUGCAAAAUUCAACAAACUCUUCCUUAAUACAUUCCAGGUAUUGUGAAAACACAUUUUGUACACAUUUUGUACUGUCAACCUUGAAUUGAAUUGAACUUGGCUUUUACCAUUUGAUUUACAUAAAUUGUGUACCUUGAAAUGUUACAAAAUACAUACAUUUUAUUUUAUUGUGACACAAAGAUCAAUUAACCAAAAAUAGACAUUUGUUUUUGCAUAAGUAUUUAAGAGGGAUGUUUCCAAGCUCCUGUGCUACCUUUUUGUGGGUGCAAUUCACAGCAUCUUGAGCUCUCUUAACCACCACACUCUCUGAUAAUGUUCUGCAGACGCCCUUAUCCAGAGCAACUUACAUUUAUCUCAUUUUUUUAUACAACUGAGCAGUUGAGGGUUAAGGGCCUUGCACAAGGGCCCAGCAGUGGCAGCUUGGUGGUGCUGGGGAUUGAACUCAUGAUCAGUAGUCCAACGUCUUAACCACUGAGCUAAAAGAUACUGUUUAAAUGCCAAUAAUCUGACAUGAUCUAUAAUUGCAUUUCCGUGCACCUCACAGUGAAAUGCAGUAGUUAAAAGAUGUGGAAUUGUGUAGCAUAUGCUGAUGUUUUUGCACUUUGUUUUGAUUUCUUAAAAUUUUUGUUAAACUGAUCAUAGAAGAAAAUUUACAAUGUGCCUAAUACAUUAAACAAUCAGGAUUCUGAUGUUAUAGCAUAAUAAGAACAGUAUUCUUGUAACAGUUGCAUAAUGCUGUUUCUGUGCUUUGCAUUUAAUUUAAUCAAAUCAUUUUGAUUGAUACACUUUUUUUUUUUCUACACAUUUUGCACAAGACUGGUCACCAUUGUCACAUGUUGUGUCUGUCUUUUAAAAUAAAGGUCUACCAAUUCA